This is a messenger RNA of Diplodia corticola, 879 nucleotides long. RefSeq lists its product as uncharacterized. The record is from RefSeq and is a predicted model, not a curated record. The transcript has a single exon. Lineage: Eukaryota; Fungi; Ascomycota; Dothideomycetes; Botryosphaeriales; Botryosphaeriaceae. The coding region runs from base 1 to 879 and encodes 292 amino acids.
AUGUCCAUCUCUGAAUUCAUUGAAAUGGACAAUACCUUCCUCACCCGUCUCGCUCUCCGGCGCCAGCUCAUCGCCGAUCACGGCACUCAUGUCAUUGCCGCACUCCCCACUAUUAAGCCCGCCGUCGAUGAGUUCUACAAGUGGAUGACGGGCGUCUACCUACCGCGGCGUUUUCCUGGCGUCUACUCGCACGCCCUCCAGCCCGGAACAGGCCACGCCUACCUCCACAACAAGGCCACCGACGAGUCCAUCCCGUUGCAUCCUCCCUCCAGCACCGCGGACGCGCUCCGCGUACUUGGUUCGCACGUUGACACCGAGUUCCUGUUCCUACGCCCAUCGCCCGAUCCGAGCGACGAGGGCAGGUACCGCCUAGAGGGCUUCGCCAACUGCUCACCUUCGGGGUUUGACACGCUGGCCAAGCUGGGCCUGCGGCUCGCCGACAUCCACACGCCGGUGCCAGGCUAUGCGCAAAAGCUCGAAAGGAGCAUGGAUCGCUUCUUUGCGGCACUGCCCGUUGGCAGGAUGGUGAAGAGGCACAACUGGAGCGUCACAACAAACAGAAACCUCUUCUCGCUCGGUGGGAACCAUCUUUACGAAGGGGAGGAGGUCAGGCCGUUGACGAGGGAGGAGGUCGACAUCGAUCAGUGCGUGCUCAGGUGCGAGAGGCAGACGCUGCAUCGGCUGCGGGACCAUGACGAUACGUUGGUGUUUGCGUUCAAGACAUACCAGUAUCCGCUGCGGGAGAUCAAGGAGGAGGGCAGUGGGGAGGCAAUGGCGCGGGCGGUUGAGGGAUUGAGUGAAGGCAGCGUGCCGCGCAUGGCAUUUUAUAAGAGGCAGGUUGUGUGGGGCGAUGUGGUGAAGGAGUUUUUGAGAGCUUGA